Clavispora lusitaniae ATCC 42720 is the source of this 2319-nucleotide messenger RNA. It is a transcript of the gene HYU1, whose product is annotated as 5-oxoprolinase. Gene Ontology annotation, biological process: glutathione metabolic process. Gene Ontology annotation, molecular function: 5-oxoprolinase (ATP-hydrolyzing) activity. The record is from RefSeq and is a predicted model, not a curated record. Gene Ontology annotation, cellular component: cytosol. NCBI's taxonomy places the organism in Eukaryota, Fungi, Ascomycota, Pichiomycetes, Serinales, Metschnikowiaceae.
AUGGGAACCACAGUGGCCACCAAUGCGUUGUUGGAAAGAAAGGGAGAACGGUGUGCUUUGGUCACUACCAAGGGCUUCAAGGAUGUGUUGAACAUUGGAAACCAGACCAGACCCCACAUUUUCGACUUGUCCAUCUCGAAACCAGAGGUUUUGUACGAGCUGGUUGUCGAAAUUGAUGAGCGCGUCACGCUUGAAGACUUUGUGGAAGACCCUGACCAGAAAAUCUCGUCGCCAAAUGGUGACGAUCUUGUGAUGGGCUUGUCUUCGGAAGUUGUCAGAGUGCUCAAGAAACCGGACGUCGAAAGCAUCAGAGCAACAUUGAGCCUAAUCUACAAGUCUGGCAUCCGCUCCAUUGGCGUUUGUUUGAUGCAUUCCUACACAUUCCCAGACCACGAGAAGCUUGUGGGUGAAAUUGCUCGUGAGAUUGGCUUUACCCACAUUUCUCUUUCUUCCGAGUUGAGCCCCAUGAUCAAGUACGUUGCCAGAGCCAACUCGUCGAUUGUGGAUGCGUACUUGACUCCAGAAAUCAGAAAAUACUUGUCCAGUUUCGAAGCUGGCUUGAUGCACGGCUAUCUUAGCGAAGAGAAAGCCAACGGAGUCCGGUGCCACUUUAUGCAAUCGGACGGUGGAUUGGUUGAUGCUUCUUCCUUCUCUGGCUUGAGAGCUAUUCUUUCCGGCCCUGCGGGUGGUGUUGUUGGAUACUCUGAAACCUGCUACAAUCCAAAGAACAACAUUCCGUUGAUCGGCUUUGACAUGGGAGGCACCUCCACUGAUGUUUCCCGGUACGGUGACGGAAAGUUCCACCAUGUUUUUGAGACCGUCACUGCUGGCGUGACCAUUCAAUCUCCACAAUUGGAUAUCAACACGGUUGCAGCGGGAGGAGGGUCCAUUUUGACUUACAAGAACGGCUUAUUCCACGUGGGCCCCGAAUCGGCCACAUCUGAGCCUGGUCCAGCAUGUUACAGAAAAGGUGGUCCUUUGACUGUGACCGACGCCAAUCUCUUUUUGGGGAGAUUGAUCCCUGAGUACUUCCCCAAGAUUUUCGGACCCAACGAGGACCAGAGCUUGGAUCUCGAGGCCACAACACGCAAAUUCAUUGAGUUGACGGCGGAAAUCAACCGGUCGAACCCCAACAUGCCAGAAAUGAGCCCCCAAGAAGUCGCUUACGGCUUCAUUAAUGUGGCCAACGAAACCAUGGCCAGACCCAUCAGACAAUUGGUGGAAGCCAAGGGCCAUGUCACUGCCAACCACAGAUUGGUGUCUUUCGGUGGAGCUGGAGGACAGCAUGCUGUUGCUAUCGCAGACUCUUUGGGUGUCAAGACCGUUUUGAUUCACAGAUACUCCUCUGUUUUGUCUGCCUACGGUAUGGCACUUGCGGAUGUUGUGGAAGACAUCCAAGAGCCUUCUUCUGUCACUUUGAACGAUGCUUCGGUCAAGCACUUGGAAGAUAAGUUGGGACUGCUCAAGCAGAAAGCCAGAGCUACGCUUGCCGCACAAGACUUCAAGGACAGCGACAUUGUGUUUGAGGAGUACUUGAACCUCCGUUUCAAAGGCACAGAGUCGGCCAUCAUGGUUCCAAAAGGAGACUCUUGGGACUUUGCCGAGACCUUCAAGCAAAUGCACAAGAGAGAGUUUGGUUUCGUGUUUGACAAGGACAUCAUUGUGGACGACGUGCGUGUGAGAGGAAUUGGCAAAUCGGCUACUGCGAGAGAUUCCUACAUCGAUGACCAAAUCACGGAACUUGAGAGCUCCAGCUCCAUUGUCAGUGUUUCCGAAGACUCGGCCAAAUUCAAGAAGGACGUCUACUUUGACGGUAAGUACUUUGAGACUCCCGUCUUCAGAUUGGAGGACUUGUCCGUGGGCACUUUAGUGCAUGGACCUGCUAUUGUUGCUGACGGAACUCAGACAAACUUGAUUCCGCCUGCCGCAAACGCUCUUAUCUUGAAGAGUCACAUGGUGGUCACCAUAGAUUCGUCCAAGAAGAAGAGCCUUGCGGACCAGAAGAAUAUCCCAACAGAGUCGGUUGAUCCCGUGUUGCUUUCCAUCUUCGGCCACAGGUUCAUGGACAUUGCCGAGCAGAUGGGUGCUUCCUUGCAAAAAACGUCUGUGUCGGUCAAUGUCAAGGAAAGAUUGGACUUUUCGUGCGCUUUGUUCGAUGCCGAGGGAAAUCUUGUGGCAAACGCCCCCCAUGUUCCUGUGCAUCUCGGAUCCAUGUCUACAUGCAUUGGUUUCCAAGCGAAUCUCUGGAAGGGCAAACUCAAGCCCGGAGAUGUGAUUGUUUCCAACCACCCCAUCGGCAGGCGGAACACAUUUGCCUGA